UAUAUUGGAGAUGAAAUGGUGAUCCAUUUCACAAUUGGAUCAGGACAACAAGCAACUGGAAUACCAGCUAUUUUGGACCGUUUCUUUACAAGUUCAGCUCCCUCUUUUGAUACCAAACUUCCAUGCCAAAGAUGCCGUGAAGCUGCAGAAACAAGGAAUCAUGGUGUGUUCUCAUCCUGCUUAGAUUGCUUUCUUUCAGGGGGUCAACUCUACCUUUUUCAGUAUGGUGUAUCCAAACUACAGUUUUUAGCCCAAGCUAGAGGAGGUACAUGCACCCUAGCUUCUUCGGAUCCAACUGAAGAGGUCCUUCCUCGCGCUUUAUAUCUUCUUGAAAAAGGAUUUGGUUGCUACCAUAUCUCCAAGAAUAACUGUGAAGAUUUUGCAGUUUAUUGCAAAACAGGUCUUUUUGCAACCACAAAAGGCUGCAGUGGACAAGCAGCAUCUUAUUUGGCUGCUACCAGUACUGUAGCCUCUUCAUCAUUCCGGUUUGUGAACUCCAGUCUUUUUGGUAAGGCUUUGGUUGGCUGUGGAACUUACUGCAUUAAAAGAUUGGUUUCUGAUAUUGGAUUUCGCUACGAAGUUAUUAAAGAUGUAACUAAAGUUCCAGUAGAAAGAAUACCUGAGUUGACCAUGGAAGCUAGUAGACUGGAGUUCUAAAAAUGCCUUUGUUAAAUUUUUAUGCUAAGCAAAUGAUUUUGCAUUUGUUAUAAUAUGCG
Messenger RNA from Medicago truncatula (barrel medic), 716 nucleotides. RefSeq names its product protein LEAD-SENSITIVE 1. The record is from RefSeq and is a predicted model, not a curated record. The transcript has a single exon. The coding region runs from base 16 to 657 and encodes 213 amino acids. Lineage: Eukaryota; Viridiplantae; Streptophyta; Magnoliopsida; Fabales; Fabaceae.